Hermetia illucens (black soldier fly) is the source of this 1050-nucleotide messenger RNA. RefSeq names its product thrombin-like enzyme acutin. Gene Ontology annotation, molecular function: serine-type endopeptidase activity. The transcript is spliced from 5 exons. Gene Ontology annotation, biological process: proteolysis. The record is from RefSeq and is a predicted model, not a curated record. Lineage: Eukaryota; Metazoa; Arthropoda; Insecta; Diptera; Stratiomyidae. The coding region runs from base 118 to 1050 and encodes 310 amino acids.
AAGGACGAUUUUAUUGGCUCACGUAUUUACGACAAGUAGCGAAAUGUCAGUUAUCCCGAAUUUUGAUUUAUUUCAGAAAUUUAUUCAAUUUUAAAUUAGUUUAAUUUUUCCCAUACGAUGGAAAGUUUGCCCCUCCUAUCCACUCUGAUAACAUUCAGUAUUUUAUCACCGGUUUAUGCUGACAGCCCUUCGAUCCGUGUAGUGAAUGGAACAGAGGCCAAGUUGGGACAGUUUCCAUUUGCGGUUGCGAUAGUUCAAAAUUAUGGCACUGGAAGACCUAUCUGUACUGGCAGUCUGAUUACCCCGAAGAAUGUUUUAACAGCCGCUCAUUGUUUCAGGACAAGCGAUGUUGUGAAGAGAAGAGCACUCCUUGCCGGGGAGACUAGUCCAUAUAGACCCAGCUCUGAAAAGCCACCACCCAGUAAGCAGUUGAGGAAGAUUGCAUCAGUUACCAACCAUCCCCAGGCAUUCGACAAGGGUGGAAACACGGAUGCGGAGUUUGAUGUUGGAGUACUUGGGGUAGAGGAGCCAUUUAUACUAUCAUCGAACGUUGCCACUAUUUCAAUAGCAAAGAGAGCCCUUGACAAUCUUUCCCUAUGCAUUGCCCUUGGAUUUGGGCGAAAUGUGGAUGGACCCGACGGAGUUGAAGAAUCUAACAGAAAACUUUAUUACGGGGAAUUUACAGUGAAUUCUCGUAAAUGUGAUUCAGAAUUUUGGAAAAAAACUACUUAUUGCAUUUACAGCUCUCAAAGGAUAACACAUCAUGGUGAUUCAGGAGGGCCUCUUAUAGGCCGUUAUGGGUGGCAGAACUACCAGUAUGGGAUCAACUCCGCUGCUAUACGAAAACCCGACUAUAAAGCAACGAUUUAUACGAAUGCAGUGUUUCACAGAGAAUGGAUAAUGAACAACAUUGACCUUGGGUACAGACUCAGAGAAUCCGGCGAAAGUGGAAGUUCUGUAAUCACAUUCUUGAAUUUACUUCUAUUUUUGACAGGACCUUCAACUUAUAUUUCUUUCAACUCCUUAAAGCUAGCAUCUUCGGGUUUCUAG